Molecule: messenger RNA, 441 nt
Organism: Kwoniella shivajii
Lineage: Eukaryota; Fungi; Basidiomycota; Tremellomycetes; Tremellales; Cryptococcaceae
Exons: 2
Coding region: 1-441 (146 amino acids)
Source: RefSeq, a predicted model, not a curated record
AUGCCAACCGAAAGUAAACCCGAAAGCGAUACAGCUUCGUACGUUACUGCCAAGAGCGAAGGAUCAUACGUCACAGCCAGCGAAUAUCCGAAAAUUGGAGGAGUGGAUGCUGGAGACACGAUCGAAGAGCCCCCUCUGGGACGCGGUGCGGAUCACCGCGGAUGUGAUUCGGAAACUAACACCUACAUUCUCCCUUCGGACCUGCAGUCACACGAGAGGAACACGGUAAUAGAAUAUAAGAGACAAAGAAAAGAUUUCAUGGAAGCCCGCGGAGCGUGGGCGGCCGACCCCAAUAAUCUUUCAAAGCGAUCAGCGUACAAUGUGGCUAGUGAAAGACUCAAAAAAACGUCGGACACACUGAUAUCCAUGGAAAUACUUCCUCCGCCAAGCAUUUACGCUAAUCGUACCAGCGCGAGACAGAAGGAACACCACGACGACUAG